AAGUGCAAGUAUAUAAAACAAUCGGACUCGGUCUUCAGACGUUCCAUUUUCGAAAGAAAACGACGACCACGACGACAUCCUACUAAACUUACAAGAAACUAAAACCGUCCAUCUGUAACAGUUUUGAUAAAAAAAAACACAAAAUACACGAGUGGAAGCAAAGAAGCGCUCACAUAAACGCUCUUCGACAACACCAAAAACGCAGCAAGCCGUUCGAAAACUACCUAUUUUAUUUUUUACUGUCGACCCGGUCGUAUAAACUCACAAACAUGAACAACAAAUUCUGCGUUUUGGCCGUACUCAUGGGCAUCGCCGCCGUCGCACUUUCGGCCGACGAAAAGACCACAUCGCCUGCACCAGAAGCUGAAAACGGCAUCAAGAUCUUCCGCAGACUUAUCCCGGCCGACGUUUUAAGAGACUUCCCCGGACUGUGCUUCGCGUCCACCAAGUGCGCGACCGUCGAGCCCGGCCACACGUGGGAACUUUCGCCGUUCUGCGGACGGUCCACUUGCGUGCAAGGCGAGGGCACCAACCAGCUGUUGGAAUUGGUCGAGGACUGCGGACCGUACCCGAAAGCCAACCCCAAGUGCAAGCUGUCCGAGAAGACCAACAAGACGGCCGCGUUCCCGGAAUGCUGUCCAGUGUUCGACUGCGAACCCGGCGUCAAACUCGAGUACCCGGAAAUCGCCAUCGUCGACAACGCCGACGCGGCCGCAGCCGCCGCCGACGCGGCCACCACGACGACAGCCGCCCCCAAGACCAAAGCCUGAGCACCACGACCGAAUUCGCAAGCACCACCACCAUGUCUCAUUGUUGAAUGAUAACUUUUUUUUUUUUUAACACAUUUUCAUUAUUCUCACACACUUUACGAAAUUUGUACAAUACAUAUAAUUCUAAGUUCUAUGUCUACCUAUACGAGUAUAUUAUAUUAUAUACAUAUAUAAUAUAUAUAUACAUAAAAAUUAGUUAGAUUAAACUGUAUCGUACAUUCGUACCUAUGUGUUUUUACGUAAAAUAUGUUCCAUUUAUAUAUAUUACAAUACCUACGAUAACGAUUAAGUUUGUAAUAUUAUUAUUAUUAUUAUUAUUAAUUUACAUUAUACAUGUUGUAUAAAACAAAAAACAAAAAUUUUUUUUUCAAUUUUCUUUUUUUAUCCUUUCAUACAGAAAUGUUGUAUUCAAUACAAAUGGUAACUUACCAUCCGGAAAUAAGCAUUUUUUUUAACUAUUGUUACUUGUUAGUUUCUACUAGAUUUCACGAUUUGUAACGUGGUCUAACAUACACGGGCACACAGAAUUAAUGAAUCCAAACCGGAACCAUUUUAGGUUAAGUAUCAGUGUUUAAAAUAUAUCCUUGUUUUAAAUUAUAUUUUAUGUUCUAUGAGUACACUAUGCUUAAGGUCCGGGAGUUUAUAAAUUAGUGUUAUAAGUAAAUACACGGAUUCAAAAUCUUAAUACACUGGAA
This is a messenger RNA of Adelges cooleyi (spruce gall adelgid), 1465 nucleotides long. RefSeq lists its product as uncharacterized. NCBI's taxonomy places the organism in Eukaryota, Metazoa, Arthropoda, Insecta, Hemiptera, Adelgidae. The transcript has 3 exons. The coding region runs from base 270 to 770 and encodes 166 amino acids. The record is from RefSeq and is a predicted model, not a curated record.